This is a messenger RNA of Colletotrichum scovillei, 1944 nucleotides long. RefSeq names its product cation transporter. The transcript is spliced from 2 exons. Gene Ontology annotation, molecular function: high-affinity potassium ion transmembrane transporter activity. The record is from RefSeq and is a predicted model, not a curated record. Gene Ontology annotation, biological process: intracellular potassium ion homeostasis; potassium ion import across plasma membrane. Gene Ontology annotation, cellular component: plasma membrane. NCBI's taxonomy places the organism in Eukaryota, Fungi, Ascomycota, Sordariomycetes, Glomerellales, Glomerellaceae. The coding region runs from base 1 to 1944 and encodes 647 amino acids.
AUGCCACAAUCUGCGACGAACUCUCGUCAACGCUACCAGGAUGAAGAAAACUCAUCCAAGAGCGGGCUCCGGGCACUUUUACCACCUCUCAACUUCAUAACACUGCAUUAUGCCUACUUCAUCGGCACAACCCUCCUCGCAUCGGCAAUCUUCUACGCCUCGUCAAAUCCACACGGCAGCAUCAGCUAUGUCGACUCGCUUUUCCUCGUCAUCUCCGCCAUGACGGAAGCCGGACUCAACACGGUCAACCUCAGCGAGAUGACUGUGUGGCAACAGGUGAUGCUAUGGCUGCUUAUCAUUAUCGGCAGUUCUGUCUGGGUAUCGAUAUGGACGGUCGUGGCGAGGAAGCAUGUCUUUGAAAAGAGCCUGCGGGUGGUCGCUCGUGCCCAAAAAGAAGGCAGCCGGCAUGAUGGGAGCCUGCCAGUGUCCAAUAACAGUAUUGCUGCAGCUCAAGGGAAAGGAGCUGCGAGCGGCACCGGCUUGAUUGACGUAGAGACAUCACCUCAACCUCGAACCGUGGGUAAUCACAUUACCAUCGAGACCACCGGAAACAUCAGCCGGCGUUCAACACCUUCGACCCUUUCAAACAAGACACCUACUCGGCCUUGGCUGUCCUUCCUCGGCGCUUCUAAAGAGGGCCGCAACUCCCAAUUCCACUCCCUUACGGGGCCCGAACGCUCUCGUCUAGGAGGCCUCGAAUACCGGGCCCUUCACCUGUUGUCCAUCGUGGUCCCACUAUAUUCAGUGCUCUGGCAAGUACUAGGAAGUCUUGCUCUCGGAGCCUGGAUCGCGAACAACAUGCCUAUAGUCGCAACAUCUAACGGUGCAAAUCCGUGGUGGGCAGGCAUAUUCUUCGCUGUCUCAGCAUUCAACAACUCGGGGAUGUCAUUGCUGGACGCUAACGUAGUGCCCUUCCAGCAGGCAUAUUUCGUGCUCAUAACCAUGGGCUUACUCAUCCUCGCGGGCAACACGGCAUAUCCGCUGUUUCUGAGACUUAUCUUCUGGGCAGCAUUGAAAAUACUUCGUGCGACGACAGCCGAGGGAAAAUUGGCCGAGCUGAAGAGCACAUUGGAGUUCAUCCUGAAGUACCCGCGUCGAGUUUACACCAAUCUUUUCCCAUCACGGCCGACGUGGUGGCUCCUAUUCAUGGUCCUCAUGACGAAUGGUAUUGACUGGAUGGCAUUUGAGAUUGAAGCUAUUCCUGCUGGGGCUAGAGUGCUGGACGGUUUAUUCCAAGCGUUAGCUGUCCGCUCUGGAGGUUUCUACGUAAUCCCAAUAGCCUCCGCCUAUCCGGGGCUGCAGGUACUGUAUGUCAUCAUGAUGUACAUCUCCGUGUAUCCCGUGGUGAUCACUAUGCGGCACUCCAACGUCUACGAAGAGCGGUCUCUAGGGAUCUAUGACGACGAUGAACCAUCUCCAGUCUCUUCCCACCCGGGCGCGAAAAUAGCUCAAAGCAGCACCGGUAUUUUGACACACUUUCUACGCGAGAAUCUAAGCUUUGCUGGUGUUGGUGCUGCUAAAACCGAGAAGAGAGGCAGCGGGUUUGAAACUCGAAUGAGUUUCGUGAACCAGCAAAUCCGUGGUCAACUAGCACACGAUCUGUGGCUUCUCGCACUGGCUGUUCUCAUUAUCGUAACGAUAGAGACGUCACACUUUCUGGAAGAUCCGGUGCACUUUUCGGUUUUUAAUGUCAUAUUUGAAGUGGUUUCGGGCUACGGCUGUGUUGGUAUAUCUGUUGGGCUUCCUAAAGAUGCCAUGAGUUUCUCUGGAGGAUGGCAUCCCGGGAGCAAACUAGUCUUAUGUCUCGUCAUGUUGAGAGGGCGUCAUCGAGGUUUACCUGUGGCUCUGGACAGGGCUGUGCGAUUGCCUGGACAGAGGCUGCUGGAGGAGGAAGAGGAAGAUUGGAGACUGAGAGGGGCUAGGACCAGACAUGAAGCGGCGUGA